GCUGUCGCUGGCCAACAUGGACUUUCAACUCCCUCAACAAAUUUUCUAUGGGGUUAAGGUCUGGACACUGGCUCGGCCACUCCAGGACCUUGAAAUGCUUUUUACGGAGCCACUCCUUUUGUAACAGUCUCUGUUAUAAAUUCACCGUUAGUCUGUCAUUUAUAUUUUAUCAUUACGCCAUCUAGUGGACAAAUAAGUAACCGGAACAAAUGUUUAUGUAAGAUUCCACCCGACCCAAUUAGUUGGCGCACGCAGCUCACAGCGCUCUGCCACAGACUUGUUUUGUAUAUCUCCGGUAAGAAUGUUAAAAUUUGUGUGAAAUAAUCAUUAAAUAUAAACAGAUUUUUUAUUGUUUGUAAACUUUAUUUGUUCAGCUAUAAAGAGAGACAAUUUGGAGCCAUAUGAAGGAAUUUAGCCCCUCAUGGGUAGCUCACGAGUUCUCACGGGUUGUCAAAGGAGAAUAAACUCUGUUAUAACUACCUCGUGCUCAUGCUACAUCCAUUGAGGGUGCUACAGUGAGAACUCAUCUGCUCCGCAUGGGUAGACGAGACGGUGCCAGCGCCAGGGUCGAGAGGGACGACAGCGCCUCCAUUAACCAUAGCCAUAUGCACAACAAGACGCUACAGUGGCGGGAAAUCCAGGUUUUCUCCAAUGAAUGCUAAUAAAGGGCAUUUCAUCAAGAUAUUUUGAUAAGCACAUAAGAGAAGUUAAACGUGUGAUAAGAAUUAAGAAUAUUAAGAUAUUUUUUGUUUUUUAUUUUGAUCAAAGGACUGAGAUUAAUGUAAUUUAUUUUGUGCUCAAGUUGAAGUGAUUUUCUACCAGGUUGACAUUUAUUUUGAGCAAAGUAAUCUGUAUUUUAUUUCAAGGUCAUGAUUCUCAGUAACAGUAAUUACGAGGUGAAGUAUUACUGAUUUGCUCAAGAAAUGUAAUCGCUGCUAAGCAUACAGAGAUUUAAGUUAAACUUUAAAUUAUAUCUUCUGAAACAAGACAUUUUACUGUGAUAUUAAGUUAAAGGUGCAGCGUUAAUCAAAACAAUAUUUAGUUGAAUACUAAACAAAGGACAAAAUACUUACUUGAAACUAAAUUAUUACUUUCAAAUUUCCUAAAUUUAAGUUAACUAAAACUAAACAUGGCAGAAUUUGAAGUUUUCCCCGAAGUGGAUGAAGAUUGUAAUGAGACACUCAAGAUGAAGGAGCAAACCCCAGAAGCUGAAUGCAAUGGAGAUGAUAUCCCUACUACCUCACAAGAUGCACGAAGAAGCCAAAGAGUCCGCACGUUUACGGAAAAGGGGCAAGAGCUGCACGAUGAUCAGGUAAAGAAGGCCACACAUUGUUUCAGCAUGUGCUACGAGAAGUGGAAGGCUGUCACUAAAGAGGCUAAAAGGGCUAUGGAUGGUCAAUGCUCAACGAAUCUUCUGCAUGAAUAUGUCACUAAGGUAACAAGUGCUGCAAACACUGUCUUUACUGCAUAUGAUGAUGUAAGACGCAUUUCCUCUCCUGACAAUGACACAAGGCGCAGGAUGGACACAUGUGAAGCAGUAACAAGAACUAUGACUCAAGCAGAAGAAAGGUCCCAAAAAACAGGAAAAUUAGAAGGUAAGGGAGAAGAGGAAGCUUGGAAAGGUGCAGAAUCAGUGUUUAAGUCUGUUGCAUCAUCAAAGAGGAGUGAAAGGUCCUCACGUUUGAAGUCACUUUCCUGUCAUUCAAGCAGGAACUCUAGCAGAAGACAAGAAGCAGCUGCUGAAGUUGCUGCAAAUGAAGCUGCCCUGAAGGUUCUUCUUGAACAAGAAAAUAAAAUGAAGGAAAUUGAAAGACAAGAAGCGGAGAUUGCGCAGAAACAAAGAGAGCUGGUAGCAAAGCGCAGAGAAGUAGAGCGGCUGGAGACAAUAAAGGUGCUCGAAGCUGCCAAAGCAAGACAGCAAGUGUAUGAACAAAGUGAAUGUUCAGAUGAAGAAAUACAUGACCUACUUCACCAGCACAUCUCUGACAAGGAAAAUGAAGUUAAAUCCACAAAUUAUGAUUUACCCCUCAGGUCGUACUUUGCACCUACAAAUGUGAAUCCUACACAGGAAGUGAACACAACAGAGCUGGUUAAAGCCUUUGCAGAGUCUCUCAGUGCAAGUCGUCUCCCAGUCCCAGAGCCAACAAUAUUCAGUGGCGACCCACUCAGGUACAAUGACUGGAAGAUCUCCUUUCAGACUUUGAUUGACAGGAAAGGUAUACCAGCUGAAGAAAAAACUUACUACCUGCGAAAGUACGUGAGUGGACCUGCCAGGAAGGCCAUAGAAAGCUACUUUCUGCUUGGCACAGAGUCAGCCUACUAUGCAGCAUGGUCAGUACUAGAAGAGAGAUAUGGCAAUCAAUUUCUCAUAGCGAAAGCAUUCAGAGACAAACUCGACGCAUGGCCAAAGAUCAGUUCUAAAGGCAGUGUGGAACUUCAAGAAUACGCUGACUUUCUUCGCAGCUGUAAUGCCGCCAUGUCACAAAUCAAAGGUCUCGAGGUGCUCAAUGACUGCAAUGAAAACCAAAAAAUGCUGGCAAAACUUCCUGACUGGCUUACAUCAAGUUGGAACAGAAAGGUUACGGAAUUGCAAGAACAGAGUUACAUAUUUCCAAGUUUCAGCCAUUUUGUGGAAUUCAUCUCACAUGAAGGCAAAAUUGCAUCUCUCUAUGCUCUGAAACCAAAUGAAAGUGACCGGUCAAAGAUGCCAAGGAACAGAAGCCAUGGAGCAAAGGUUAUGGCAGUUAACUCCAAUGAAAGGUCCACAAACCCAAGCUGUAUUUACUGUGAGAAAGCAGGUCACAGUUUACAUAGGUGUUUCAAGUUCAUGAAUGAAAACAUUGGAGAAAGACUGAAAUUCAUUCAAGAGAAGAAGUUGUGCUUUGGCUGCCUAAAGUCUGGCCAUCGCUCCAAGGAUUGCGACAACAGAGAAACCUGUGACACGUGCAAAAAGAAACAUCCAACAUGUCUUCAUGACACCCGCACUAAAGAAGAAAGAACUCAGACAAAGAGCAAUCAAGCAAAGAGCAGUGACAAGAUAAAACAGAAGAAAUCAGAUUCAAAUCAAGACACUAAUGUCACACAGGCUACAAAUUAAGCAACUUCUAACAGAC
This is a messenger RNA of Thalassophryne amazonica, 3113 nucleotides long. RefSeq lists its product as uncharacterized. Lineage: Eukaryota; Metazoa; Chordata; Actinopteri; Batrachoidiformes; Batrachoididae. Bases 1130 to 3097 code for a protein of 655 amino acids. The transcript is spliced from 2 exons. Gene Ontology annotation, molecular function: zinc ion binding; nucleic acid binding. The record is from RefSeq and is a predicted model, not a curated record.